CAGAGAUUAUAAACGCAUUAUUAUACGUAAUAAACGGCAUUACGUUGAUAAGCAAUAUCUCCAGACGACACUGGUUGAGCUCUCUUAAAAAUGGGACGAAGCGCAGAUCUAUUUCGAGAAUAAAAUAAAUCGGAGCUAUUUACACGAACGAAACGGCGUGGCGCGCCACGGGCAAUACGUUUUUCCAUUGGUGACGCGGUGAUAGAUUUGCAACAAACGUCAUGGCAACGUUAACUACGCCGGAUUACGCGGUGAUUACCGCAUUUCUGCUGAUCAGUUUCUUCAUCGGUGUAUAUUAUUGGCGCCGUCAGCGACAGAAGUCGACCGAGGCGUACUUCAUGGCGGACAAGUCAAUGGGAGUGAUCCCGGUAGCGAUAGGCUUGAUGGUUUCAUAUUUAUCAGCGGUCAGUCUACUUGGAGUGAGCUCCGAAAAUUACAUGUACGGUACGCAAUACGCUGUGAUCAACAUCUCUUAUGGCCUCGCCACGCCGUUCGCAGCCUAUUUUUAUUUACCGGUAUUUUUUAAGAUAGGCACUGCGAGUGCUUUCGAGUAUCUACAGAAGCGUUUCGGCACGGCCACCCGAUUAAUAGCCAGUUUUGCCUUUUUGCUCCAAUUGCUUCUGUACACCGGCGUGGUGUUGUAUGCACCUGCGCUGGCCUUAGAAGCCACCACGGGUAUUUCGAAGACCGCAAGUGUGAUUGGUUUGGGACUCAUCUGCACUUUCUACUCGACGAUCGGCGGUAUCAAGGCGGUACUUAUCACCGACGUUUUCCAGGGUCUAUUAAUGCUGGCUGCCGUUGUCACAAUUAUCGCCACCGCGGCUGUUGACAACGGUGGUCUAGACCGAAUAUGGCAGAUCGCCGGAAAUGGAUCCCGGUUGGAAUUCGACAACAUCUCCGUGGAUCCAACUGUACGACAUACUUGGUGGAGUUUGACACUUGGUGGUUUCUUUACUUACCUUUCCUUGUACAGCGUUAAUCAAGUUCAGGUUCAAAGAAUGCUGACCGUCAGCAAUCUAGCAGCCGCACAGCGCGCACUAUGGUGGAGCUGGCCGAUGGCAUCGAUCAUGUCGCUUACUCUGUGUUUUUCUGGACUAGCGAUAUAUGCGAAAUAUCAUGACUGUGAUCCACUCACAGAAGGCAGGAUCGCCUCAAACGAUCAACUGAUGCCGUUGUACGUGAUGGAUACGCUGUCGGAUUAUCCCGGUGUGCCUGGGCUUUUCAUAGCCGGGAUUUUUAGCGCCGGACUCAGUACCAUCUCGGCAACAGUUAAUUCCCUCUCCGCUGUUAUUCUUGAAGAUUACAUCAAGCUUCUCUGCCGCGUAAGAAACAAGGAAUUAUCUGCUGCGGCGUCAGUAAUCAUUAGCAAAAUUUUAGCUCUUGUAGUUGGACUGGCGUGUGUGGCAGUCGCUUUUCUGACACAAUAUCUUGGCGGAUUGUUGCAGGCCGCCCUGACGAUUUUUGGUGUCGUGGGUGGACCUAUGCUGGGCUUAUACACCCUCGGCAUGUUUCUCCCGUCGUGCAACCAACGGGGCGCGAUCACGGGCUUCGUUCUUAGUCUCAUGUUCUCUUUGUGGAUAGGAUUCGGACAGCCGAAACCGCCGAUUCCGCGGUUAGACGUCUCAACAGACGGAUGUAGAUCCAACAAUACUUUUAUGUACAGAAACGAUGAGGAGCCGCUAAUUUACACAAACUUACACUAUGAACAGGUGGAGGAGGAUAAAUCCUAUUUCUAUCUUUAUCGCAUAUCCUACAUGUGGUACUGUCCACUGGGGUUCCUCCUUGCCGUAAUCACAGGCUCCCUCGUCAGCUGGACCACGGGAUGGAUUUUUCGGGAAAGCCCGGCCGAAAUCGAUUCUGCCCUGCUAAGUCCGAUCGUGGGAAAUCGUAUUGAAAAGAGAAGAGAAGCGGACAAAUAUCGCAGUACAAUCAAAUUCAAUUAAGGCUGAGAACCCACAGCCUCUUUCUUGUAGGUGAUGCAGGAAAAUGGCAUUUAAACGUUCGCAUUUCUAUUUAUAAAAUCGUUGAAUAUUUAUAUCUCGCGUAUAAGUAAAUUUAAAAGUAUAAAUAUUUAUGUCACGAAAUGUAAAUAAUUAAUACAUGUUAUGUAAAUACGUCCGUGUAGUCUACAGCACGUAUCCACAAAUUUUGAACAAACUUUCUUCUCGCGCGGUCUCCGACUAUAAUAAUGUCACAAUGAAUGGAAAUGUAAAAAAUUCUGACCGGAGAAUAUAAGCGUUUAAACUUG
Messenger RNA from Vollenhovia emeryi, 2248 nucleotides. RefSeq names its product putative sodium-dependent multivitamin transporter. Gene Ontology annotation, cellular component: membrane. The coding region runs from base 222 to 1943 and encodes 573 amino acids. Gene Ontology annotation, molecular function: symporter activity. Gene Ontology annotation, biological process: sodium ion transport; transmembrane transport. NCBI's taxonomy places the organism in Eukaryota, Metazoa, Arthropoda, Insecta, Hymenoptera, Formicidae. The transcript is spliced from 8 exons. The record is from RefSeq and is a predicted model, not a curated record.